AUGGCCCGUGACCAGCUGGUGGUUGCCCAGAAGUCCACUCGGAGGCAGGCAGGCUCCACGAAGCAGCUUGCCACUGCUGCAGCUCGCAAGUCUGCCCCAGCCAAUCGUGGUGUCAAGAAGCCCCAUCGUUGUUGGUGCGUCCGAACCGCCGCCUUCGUGGAGAUCCGCCGCGCCCAGAAGAGGCCAGAGCCACCAUCAGGAAGCGCGUUCUUCCAGCCUGGUGCAGAUCGCCCAGAUUUCAAGACUGACCUGCGCUUCCAGUCGUCUGCCGGCAUGGCUCUGCAGGAAGCCUCUGAGGCUUACCUGGUGGGUCUUUUCGAGGACACCAACCUGUGUGCCAUUCACGCCAAGCGCGUUACCAUCAUGCCCAAGGACAUCCAGCUGGCCCGGCGCAUCCGCGGAGAGAUGGCCCGUACUAAACAGACUGCCCGCAAGUCCACUGGAGGCAAGGCUCCACGGAAGCAGCUUGCCACCAAGGCAGCUCGCAAGUCCGCCCCAGCCACCGGUGGUGUCAAGAAGCCCCAUCGUUACAGGCCCGGAACCGUCGCCCUUCGUGAGAUCCGUCGUUACCAGAAGAGCACAGAGCUACUCAUCAGGAAGCUGCCCUUCCAGCGCCUGGUGCGUGAGAUCGCCCAGGAUUUCAAGACUGACCUGCGCUUCCAGUCGUCUGCCGUCAUGGCUCUGCAGGAAGCCUCUGAGGCUUACCUGGUGGGUCUUUUCGAGGACACCAACCUGUGUGCCAUUCACGCCAAGCGCGUUACCAUCAUGCCCAAGGACAUCCAGCUGGCCCGGCGCAUCCGCGGAGAGCGUGCUUAA
Messenger RNA from Homarus americanus (American lobster), 816 nucleotides. Its product is annotated as histone H3-like. Lineage: Eukaryota; Metazoa; Arthropoda; Malacostraca; Decapoda; Nephropidae. The coding region runs from base 1 to 816 and encodes 271 amino acids. The record is from RefSeq and is a predicted model, not a curated record. Gene Ontology annotation, molecular function: structural constituent of chromatin; protein heterodimerization activity; DNA binding. The transcript has 2 exons. Gene Ontology annotation, cellular component: nucleosome.